Messenger RNA from Penicillium argentinense, 1206 nucleotides. RefSeq names its product heme-dependent oxidative N-demethylase family protein. The record is from RefSeq and is a predicted model, not a curated record. The transcript is spliced from 3 exons. Lineage: Eukaryota; Fungi; Ascomycota; Eurotiomycetes; Eurotiales; Aspergillaceae. The coding region runs from base 1 to 1206 and encodes 401 amino acids.
AUGGCCGAGGUCGUCCAGAAGGUGCUCGAUGUGCUGCUCAGAAGCGAAUCGCCAUAUCUUCUGUUUUUCCUUGCCAUUUUUUUGCCGGGUACAUGUAUCUGUGCCUGGCGAUGGAUUCAUCAACGCAAGCCUUCGCCAAUAGCAAGAUCAGAUCACAAGAAAUCCGGUAUCAAAAACGAGGUACCGGUUAUCACACCUCUGAGAGACUUCAGCUGGCAGACAACCGAACCGCUGCAACUACGCCCGUUCCGAGGAAAGGAGAAGUAUAACCUGACUAUGGCUAUUGAGAACCUGGACCCAUCAGAGCUGAUCCAGAUGGAUAACACAUACGAGGAUCGCAUAAAGAAACGCAAAUCCAUCCUGGAUAAACACCACGAUAUUGUUGUCGCAACAAACGAGAAAUCAUCUAAAGACAUACGCAUUCGCACGGCAGUCAGCGAGCUCUAUACCUUCGUUCUUGGUACAUAUCUGCCAACGCGCUAUCCCGGCAUGUUCAGGAUAAGCCACGGCGCAGGGAAUCCGUCAAAAACCUUUGAGAAUUUUGUCACCGGCGCAAAAUGGCCAACUCGACUUGCAGAGCGCACACCCACAAUCCAAGCACUUGAAAUUCUCACACAGACAGUCGACGAAGAAUUCUUUAUUCUUCUUCCUGACCUCUCAGCACCGGUGGAUAACCCGAAAUAUAUCCUUCAAGCUUACGCGACUUGUUUCCCGUCUGGCUUCAACACAAGCGAAAAGCUCGGUCUUCGACUGGCAGAUAUUCAUGGUCCCGUGCCUGGCUACGCAGACAAGCUUGAGCGCAGUAUGGAUCGAUUCUUCGCGAAGAUCGAUGUCGGGAAGUUCGUCAAGAGAGUGAACUGGGGCGUGACAACUGAGACGGAUCUAUUUGCUGCUUUCGGAUCUAUGUAUGCUUCUCAAAAUUCAGACCCGCAGACGGAGCAAGUUAUCAGUCCCGAGAAUUUGAAAGUGGAUCAGACGGUUCUACGGUGCGAGCGCCAGACUCUACAUAGACUGCCUCAAUCUAGGGCUCUUGUUUUUGCUUUCCACACAUAUACAUAUCCUUUGCAGCAGAUCAAAGAUGAAGGAAUGGGAGAAGAACUGGCCACAGCGAUUGAAGGGCUGAAGAAAGGCAACAUCCCAAAUAUCUAUGCUUAUAAGAGGGGUGAUAUCUGGGGGCAAGCUGUGACACAGUUUCUCAAAUCUUAA